AUGAUGGGGAAGACGUUAUUUUUUAUGAUCGCUUUCAUUGCGGCGUCCGCGAACGCCAGCUUCGCUUGGAGUUCCGCUGGAGCAAGGGACGAUGAUAAGUUCCCAAAAUUUCCAAACUUUCCACAAUUCCCGAAGCUUAAUUUUCCACCAUUCCCAUCCUUCCCUCCAUUCCCUACUUUCCCUAACAUACCAUCAGUUGUAAUUCCAUCUAAGGAUGCCAUUAUCAACAACGACAAUCCCAACUUCAGCGGUAUCCUCGUUAGUUCAUCCAGUUCAUCCAAUAUUGGACCUGAUGGUAAAGUCCGUAAAUCCGGUGGUACCACUGUCGUCUCCAAUGACGGUGGUGUUGUUAAGGAAUAUACCAUGGAGAAACGGGAAUCUGCAAAAAAUGAAAUCAUUGGAAAGGAUUUUGAAAUAAUAAAAAUUAACAAAAGAGAAGCAGAUGAAAGGGAAGAUGUUGGAGAUGAAGUAGAUAAAGUAGAUAAAGAUGGUGAAAAUGGGGAAAGAGAAGACGUAGAAAUGGGAGAAGGUGAGACGCAUGAAGAAGAACACAAUGAAGAACGAGAAAAACGAAAAGAAGGUAAAGAAGAAAAUGAAGAAGAAAAUAAAGAGGACAUUGAAAAAGAUGAGGGAGAAAACAAUAAAGAAAAAGAAGAAGAAAAAAAUGACGAAGAUCGUAAAGAAGAAGAAGGAAACGAAAACGAAAAUGAAGAGGGUCACCAAGAUGAAAAUGAAGAAGUAGAUGAUAUUAAAGAAGGCCCUGAAGAGGAGGAAGGAGAAGAAGAAAACAAAGAGGAAGGUGAAGAAGAAAAAGGUGAAGGUGAGGAGAAAAAUGAAGAGGAAAAAGAUGAAGAGGAAGGAGAAAAAGAAGGAGGUGAGGAAGAGAAAGAGGAAAAAGAAAAGGACGAGGAAAGGGAGGAGGGAGGAGAAGAAAAGGAUGGAGAUGGAGAAGAGAAGUUCGACUUCACCAGCGACGUUGAAAACUUGAAGCCUGUUGACGGAACAAAUGUCAGCGGACAUUCUAUAAUAGUCACCAAGCAAUGGAGUGACGAUGGAACGAAUCAUUCCGAACACGGAGAAGGAAGGGAAGUUAUCAAUAACAAUGGCCAGGUUACGGUGCGUCGGUUCCAAAUAUAA
Danaus chrysippus (African queen) is the source of this 1137-nucleotide messenger RNA. The record is from the annotation of a GenBank genome assembly. NCBI's taxonomy places the organism in Eukaryota, Metazoa, Arthropoda, Insecta, Lepidoptera, Nymphalidae.